Messenger RNA from Platichthys flesus (European flounder), 1518 nucleotides. It is a transcript of the gene olig3, whose product is annotated as oligodendrocyte transcription factor 3. Gene Ontology annotation, molecular function: protein dimerization activity. The coding region runs from base 217 to 1065 and encodes 282 amino acids. The record is from RefSeq and is a predicted model, not a curated record. Lineage: Eukaryota; Metazoa; Chordata; Actinopteri; Pleuronectiformes; Pleuronectidae. The transcript has a single exon.
GGGAGAGAGACGCAGAGAAGUUGUCUCUCCUGUGAUAGCACGGACAGAAGCGUGGCACCGACGGGAUACGGACAACACCAGGUGACCAGAAGACCCCAGAAAGAGAGAGGGUUAAAGGAGAGAGUGAAAGUCGACGAGAGAGGGAGAGAGAGGGAGAGAGAGGGAGGAAGCCUGCAGCGACCUCCUACCCAACACCCUAGGAAGAGAAUCCAUAAAAUGCAUUCGGACUCCAGUCCCAGCAGCAGAGCCUCUUCCCCGGACAUGGACCGCAUGUUCCUGCGAGAACUACACCCACUCCACCACCUGCACCACCACCACGUCGGCUCCUCAGUGUCCUCCUCCACGCAGAAGAUCUCCGAGCACCUGCGUUCCGUAGACCCCAACUCAGUGUCCGUGGAGAGCAGCAGCAGUAGCAGCAGCAGCAGCAGCGGCAGCAACAAGUACAAGUUGAAGAAGCCAGUCAGCGAGGAGGAGAUGUUCGAGCUGCGGCUCAAGAUCAACGGCCGGGAGCGCAAGCGCAUGCACGACCUCAACCUGGCCAUGGACGGCCUGCGGGAGGUGAUGCCCUACGCGCACGGGCCCUCGGUGCGGAAGUUGUCCAAGAUCGCCACGCUGCUUCUCGCCAGGAACUACAUCCUGAUGCUCAACAGCUCCCUGGACGAGAUGAAGCGGCUGGUGGGGGAGAUUUACGGCGGGCAGCACUCAGCCUUCCACUGCGGCACCGGGCCCGGUGGACACUCCGGGGGCCCGGCCGCUGCAGCCGCUGCCGCCGCCGCUGCCGCGGCCGCGCACCAUGUGCACCCUCUCCUCGGGGGCGCGCUGUCUUCCUCCGGGUCCUCCUCUCUUAGCGGGCUCCCGGGGCUCACGUCCAUCCGUGCGCCACACGCCCUGAUGAAGGGCGGCCCGGCUGCGCCCCCAGCCCUGCAGCUGGGCCCCGGCUUCCAGCACUGGGCCGGGCUGCCGUGUCCCUGCACCAUCUGCCAGGUGCCCCCUCCCACGCACAUCCCCAUCACCUCCACCGCCCUCACGAGACUCACGGGGGAGGGAAAGGACGGGAUGAAAUGAGGCUGGGUGUGUGACGCACAGGCUGCCGGUGUUUGUAAAUAGAGAAUCAGGGCAUGAUGGGGUCUGGCCCCACUGCUGCAUGCUGUUGUGUAAAGUCUGUUUUCUUGUUUGGCGUAUGAGAAAGAAUGUUAUUUUCUACCUUGUAACAAGGACCCAUGUAAAGACUGAUGGUUUUGCCAGUUUAAGGUACUAAGAAAAAGUUGUGUGUCAUGCACCGAGCUGCCACGACCCUCCUGUGUGUGUCUCACAGCACAAUGUGAAAGUGACGGAGGCUGCAUGAACAUGUGGAUUUGUUUUAUAUUUCUUUGUAUCAGGCGUCAUUUUGUGAAAACGAAGAAAACUCUCUGUGCCUUGUACCAAGGAUUUUAAACUUGAGUUCUCCAUGAAAAAAUAACGACAUUUAUGUGAUUCUGCCACAAUUUGUUUAAAAAAAUCUAAGUUUUAGAUUCAUCU